CAUUCGUCAAGCACUCUGUCUUAUAAGGGCACCUGUCUGCUACUGCAUGAAGUACUUCAACAAGUUUCCACAUAGCCCAAGGUGAAGAGCUUCUAUCCUCUUUAGAUUCCGAAAAUACAUUGAAGCAACCCAAGCAGUGGUAGACAGGUGUACACACCAGACAGCUUGUUCUAGAAUUAGUGUGCCACCUUUUCCAUGCCCCGCGUGUCGAGCUCCACAACCUCAACCACGACAUCGUCUCAGAACUGCUGCUAUAUAAAGGAAUAGGGCAGGUAUGGUUUACUACUUCACGAGCAACACGGUGUCUCCAGCUGCCUUCAUUUACGUUGGCAAGGAUAAGGUUGAAAACGAAGAAUUGAUCAAAUACGGACUAGAUGAGGAUGUCUGGUUCCAUGUCGACAAUCUUUCCAGCGCUCACGUAUACGUUCGAAUGAAUGAGGGAGACUCAUGGGAUUCGAUACCGUCAGAUCUUCUCACAGACUGUGCACAGCUGACGAAGGCAAAUUCCAUUGAAGGCAACAAGAAGGAUAACAUCACUGUUAUCUACACUCCAUGGUCCAAUCUCAAGAAAGAUGGCAGUAUGGCAGUUGGCCAAGUGAGCUUCAAGGACCAGCGCAAGGUCAAGAAGAUCCACGUUGCUCAACGAGAAAACGCUAUCGUGAAUCGUCUCAACAAGACAAAGAUCGAGAAGUUCCCCGACCUUCGACAAGAGAAGGAAACGCGACAGAAGGAGUUGAGGCGCCGCGACAAAGCUACUCAGCUUGCCAGGCAAAAGGAGGAGGCUAGAGUAGCCAAGGAGCGGAAGGAGAAGGCCUGGCAGAGGGAUCAUGCCUACGACGAUCUGCUUUCUGAAGACGCGGUCGCAUCCUCGAGCAACCAAGACCGAGAUGCGGACUUCGAAGACGACUUCAUGUGA
Messenger RNA from Mytilinidion resinicola, 916 nucleotides. Its product is annotated as DUF814-domain-containing protein. The record is from RefSeq and is a predicted model, not a curated record. The transcript has 6 exons. The coding region runs from base 275 to 916 and encodes 213 amino acids. NCBI's taxonomy places the organism in Eukaryota, Fungi, Ascomycota, Dothideomycetes, Mytilinidiales, Mytilinidiaceae.